This is a messenger RNA of Leishmania mexicana MHOM/GT/2001/U1103, 486 nucleotides long. RefSeq lists its product as hypothetical. The record is from RefSeq and is a predicted model, not a curated record. Gene Ontology annotation, cellular component: nucleus. The coding region runs from base 1 to 486 and encodes 161 amino acids. The transcript has a single exon. NCBI's taxonomy places the organism in Eukaryota, Euglenozoa, Kinetoplastea, Trypanosomatida, Trypanosomatidae.
AUGAGCCGCAAACGCAUGCGCGCGGCGGACAUUCACUACUGGCUGCUGAAGUCAGAGCCUCAAAAGUUCUCCAUCGACGACUUGGCGAAGCAGAAAACCUCUCCGUGGGAUGGCGUGCGCAACUACGCUGCGCGGAACAACAUGUGUGCAAUGUCAGUCGGCGACAAGGUCCUCUUCUAUCACAGCAACACAAAGGAACCGGGAGUUGCUGGCCUCGCUGAGGUAGUUCGGUUAGCGUACGACGAUUUCACCGCACUGGACAAGACGUCGGAGUACUUUGACCCAAGAGCCACGAAGGAGAAAAACCCAUGGAAGAUGGUGGAUGUGAAGUUUGUGGCAAAGUGGGACACCGUCUUGACCCUGCAUGAGCUGAAGUCGCGCAGGGAGCUGCAGAAGAUGGCUCUCUUUACACAAUCACGCCUGAGCGUGCAGCCGGUGAGCGCAUCGGAGUACGCGUACAUCUUGCGCAUGAAUGAAGAACAGUAG